Messenger RNA from Hevea brasiliensis (rubber tree), 432 nucleotides. RefSeq lists its product as uncharacterized. The transcript has 2 exons. The record is from RefSeq and is a predicted model, not a curated record. Lineage: Eukaryota; Viridiplantae; Streptophyta; Magnoliopsida; Malpighiales; Euphorbiaceae. The coding region runs from base 1 to 432 and encodes 143 amino acids.
AUGUAUGACUUGUAUGAGUGGAUGAAAUUACAUGCAAAUGUAAAGAAAUGUUCUUUCUACUUGGAAAAAGUUGUUUUCCUUGGUUUUAUUGUGAAUGGCAAUGGUGUUGAAGUUGAUGAAGAGAAGGUCAAAGCCAUUAAGGAUUGGCCAACUCCUAAAAAUGCAUCUGAAGUUAAGAGUUUUCAUGGAUUGGCUAGUUUUUAUAGGAGAUUUGUGCCUCAUUUUAGUUCUAUUGUUGCUCCUUUGAACGAACUUAUCAAAAAAGAUGUUGCAUUUGAGUGGAAGAAGAAACAUGAACUUGCAUUUGCUGAAUUGAAUGAUAAGUUGUGUUUUGCACCAUUAUUGAGCUUACUUGAUUUUGAUAAUACAUUUAAGAUUGAGUGUGAUGCUUGUGGUGUAGGUAUAAGUGCUAUUCUCAUGCAAGAGAAAUAA